Messenger RNA from Ceratitis capitata (Mediterranean fruit fly), 438 nucleotides. Its product is annotated as cytosol aminopeptidase-like. Lineage: Eukaryota; Metazoa; Arthropoda; Insecta; Diptera; Tephritidae. The transcript has 3 exons. Gene Ontology annotation, molecular function: metalloaminopeptidase activity. Gene Ontology annotation, biological process: proteolysis. The coding region runs from base 16 to 423 and encodes 135 amino acids. The record is from RefSeq and is a predicted model, not a curated record.
UCAAACAUCCAAAAAAUGUCUGCGCUACGAAUAACGAAUUGGCUUACAAAAUCUCUACUGAGAUUUCAAAAUGUGAAAAAUCUCAAACAAGUCUCUCUUACGUAUUACGCCGAUGAUUCGCGGGUGACGAAGGGACUUGUGAUUGGAUUGUAUCAGAAAGAGGGCGAGAAGGAGACGAAGCUAACAUCGAGUGGCGAGAAAUUCGAUGAUCGUGUGCAGGGAAAAGUAACGGAAUUAAAUAAGGAAACGAAUUUAUCUGGCAAAUUUGGCAAAGGAAAAGUUUUUAGCAAUAUUGAUCAGGAGUUUCGGUCAAUAGCAGUGGUUGGGGUUGGGCGUGAGGGCGCCGGUUUCAGUGAAUUGGAGAUGUUGGACGAGGGCAUGGUAAGUUCCAUUACAUUGUGGUCGAGGCGCGUAAAAUUUUGACUUAUCAGCGGGUAG